UGCUAAUUAGUUCUCGUUAUUGUUAUUGUUGUUCUCAUAUCUUCUGCGUAUUAUCGCCAACAUACAGUGGGCAUUUCGCUGAAAAAUGCACUAAUUGGUUUCUUCAUUGGCUGUUCAUCGAUUGGAUUACCCAACGCUGCGUCACUGUGUCGAGAAAGUUGGCCAAACAAACGCAACUUUCUUCUGUCUGCCCAGUGGCGGUCGUUGCGUUAUCUGAGAAUUUCAUUCAUUUGCAGACGAACUUGCGCAAUGAAUCCCCUACUGGUCGCCCUAGUGGCGGUCAUAUCAGUGGCGUGCUGCGCCGCCCAACAGGAAUCCUGUUUUCCGCCCUUUGAGGGCCACCAGCCCAACGUCAACUCCUACAACAACCUCUAUGGGGGCGAGCAGGAUUUCUCCCUGGCGCUGCUGAACGCCAUCAACAAGCUGAUGCCAAAGCAGAAUCUCUUCUUUUCGCCCUAUUCCACCUACCACGCCCUGUUAAUCGCCUAUUUCAUGGCUGGGGGUGAGACCGAGGCCUACUUAAGAAAGGUGCUAAGGCUCGGGGACAACCAGCAAAGAUCCGAUAUCUACGCCGCCUACAAGCUGGACAGGCUGCUGACUGUGCAUCAGAACGCCGCCUAUGAGUUCACCAGCGCCAACAAGAUCUACGUGUCUGAUACCGUGAAGGUGCGGGGGUGUGUGAACGCAGAUUUUCCCCACGAGUUGGAGAGCUACCCCUUUAAAAGCGAUCCGGAGGGUUGCCGAAACUCCAUCAACCAAUGGGUGGAAAAUACCACGCACCACAUGAUUACCGAUCUGUUGCCUACUGGUUCCAUCGACGCCAGCACCAGUCUGGUUCUGGUCAAUGCGGCCUACUUCAAAGGCGUGUGGGAGAACAAGUUCAACCCCAACCUGACCAGGCCGGACAUCUUCUACGUCAGCCCCACUAAGCAGAUCAUGGUCGACAUGAUGCAUGUGGAGGGCAGCUUCAGGCAUGACAUCUCGGAGACUUUGGGGGCGCACAUUCUGGAGCUUCCCUACCAGGGCGACAACAUCAGCAUGUACAUUCUGCUGCCGCCCUUCUCCAACACGGAGGAUUCCAUCGACGCCACGUUGAAGAACCUCAACUUGGUGAACUUCCGGAAACUGGUCGAGCGCGACUCGCUGAUUUUCCGCACUGUGCAGGUUUCCCUGCCCAAGUUCAGUCUGGAGACCACCAUUGAACUGGUGCCGGUGCUCGAACAGAUGGGCGUGGGCGACUUGUUCCAGAGCGCCGGCAACUUGUCGGAGCUGUUGGAGGAGGGCGAGGCCCAGUUGGGGGGGGCGCUGCACAAGGCCCGCAUCGAGGUCAACGAGGAGGGCACGAAAGCGGCCGCCGCCACUGUCCUGUUCAGUUUCAGGUCAAGUCGGCCUGCCGAGCCGGCCCAGUUCAACUGCAAUCAUCCCUUCAUCUACUUCGUCUACGACAAAGUGCGCGCCGCCAUGCUGUUUGGUGGCGUGUUCCGAAGGCCCUACUAAGCCCUCUUGUGAUCCGUUACUUGUAGGUCAGUCUUUAGUCUUUUGAAUGUUUGUUUUUUGUUGUGGUGAUGUGCUGAUUGCGCCGAUCACUUUCAAUAUACGCUUUUCCAGUUACGAA
Molecule: messenger RNA, 1615 nt
Organism: Dendroctonus ponderosae (mountain pine beetle)
Lineage: Eukaryota; Metazoa; Arthropoda; Insecta; Coleoptera; Curculionidae
Product: serine protease inhibitor 88Ea
Molecular function (GO): serine-type endopeptidase inhibitor activity
Source: RefSeq, a predicted model, not a curated record